AUGCAGCGGCUUUACACUCUAGCUUUCCUGUCAUGGUGCAGCGCCCAAGCCCAGGCAAAGGCAGUCUUUGCCCACUUCAUGGUGGGCAAUAGUGCCGAGUUCUCAGAUAAAGAGUGGAAGAAUGACAUUCAACUGGCCCAAAACGCCCACAUCGAUGGGUUUGCGCUGAACAUGGCCCACAACGAGAUGCUCCCCGCGACCCUUGAUAAAGCAUUCGACCAAGCCGAUGAACUCGACUUCAAACUCUUCUUCUCGUUCGAUUAUGCUGGCAACGGAUCCUGGCCGAAGCAAGACACAAUCGAUCUUAUGAACCAGUAUAAAGACCGCCCAGCCUACUACAAGUACGACUCCAAGCCAUUCAUGUCCACCUUCGAGGGCGCAACAUCCAAAGACUGGCCCGAUAUCAAGAAACAAACCGACUCCUUCUUCAUCCCUGACUUCUCGUCAAUCGGUCCCGAAGCGGCCGCCAACAAAAGCUAUGUGGAUGGGUUGUUCAGCUGGGCCGCCUGGCCCAAUGGGCCUACCCGCAUGAACACCUCAGCCGAUGAUGCAUACAGACAUGCGUUGGAUGGCCGCCCAUACAUGAUGCCUGUCUCGCCCUGGUUCUACACCAACAUGCCCGGCUUUGGGAAGAAUUGGGUAUGGGCCGGUGAUAAUUUAUGGUAUGAUCGCUGGGAGGAGGUCAUUUCCUUCCAACCGGAAUUCGUUCAGAUCAUAUCUUGGAAUGACUACGGCGAGUCUCAUUAUAUUGGUCCACUGCAUGAUGAUAGCUAUGAGGCCUUUAACCGCGGGGAGGCCCCCUUCAACUAUGCAAAGAAUAUGCCCCACGAUGGCUGGCGCACAUUCUUGCCGUACGUCGUUGAUCAAUAUAAGAAUCCGAACUCGACAAUUCCCAUCAAGGAAGAGAAUGUCGUGACCUGGUAUCGCCUGCAUCCUGCAUCGGCAUGCACCACCGGCGGCACUACCGGAAACUCCGAGACUCAGGGCCAGGCCGAGUACAAGCCGUCGGAGAUUGUUCACGAUCGCAUUAUGUACUCAGCGCUUCUCAACUCCACGGCGGAUGUUACGAUCACUAUCGGAAAAACCAAAGUGACAGGGAGCUGGGAUAACACCCCCAAGGACGGAAAGGGUAUCUACCAUGGCAGUGUGCCAUUUACCCAGUCCGGGGAAGUGAAGGUGAGCAUAUCGCGAGGCGAUAAGGAGAUAGCCAGUAUCUCUGGAGAGCAUAUCACGUCCGAGUGUCCUAGCGAGGAGAAGGGAUUUCAGAAUUAUAAUGCGUGGGUUGGCACCUCCGGGGCGGAUGGUACCAUGGCACCGUCCACGGCCAUGCGUCUAUUCCCGCUUGGAAUGGUCAUCUUGAUUUUGGCUAGAGAGAUGUUUAUGUUGUAA
Molecule: messenger RNA, 1389 nt
Organism: Aspergillus pseudotamarii
Lineage: Eukaryota; Fungi; Ascomycota; Eurotiomycetes; Eurotiales; Aspergillaceae
Product: glycoside hydrolase family 71 protein
Exons: 2
Coding region: 1-1389 (462 amino acids)
Biological process (GO): mating projection tip cell wall disassembly
Molecular function (GO): glucan endo-1,3-alpha-glucosidase activity
Source: RefSeq, a predicted model, not a curated record